GUUUAAACCCUUGGGAGUCCCUCUUCUUCUCUUUUUCACAUCCUUCACCCUUCUCUUCCUCUCUUCCUCUCUCUGUAAUGAGGACCCUCAUCCGCUCCGCUCUGGCAACGGCGGCCGUGCUCUGCAUCGCUAGCCGUGCCACUGCAAAAGAUGUCGUCCAUGACUUCAAUGUGACUUGGGUGACGGCCAAUCCGGACGGAUUGAUGGAGAGGAAGGUCGUGGGGAUCAAUGGUCACUGGCCCCUCCCUGUCAUCGAGGUCGACAAGGGCGAUCGCCUCAUUGUCACCAUGUACAAUGGACUCGGGGACCACGAUGCCAGCAUCCACUUCCACGGGAUGUUUCAGAACGGCACAAAUGAAAUGGAUGGCCCCUCGAUGGUCACCCAGUGUCCCAUUCCUCCGGGCCAGAGCUUUACCUACAAUUUCACCGUCAAUCAGAACGGCACAUACUGGUACCACUGUCAUACCGACUACUGCUACCCGGAUGGAUAUCGUCAGGCCCUCAUCGUGCAUGAUACCGAGGCCUAUUUCCACGGGCAAUAUGAUGAAGAGUUCACCAUCACCGUCAGUGACUGGUACCACGAGCUGUUGGAAUAUAUCAAGCCCGAGUUCAUGUCGCUGUAUAACCCGACGGGCGCGGAGCCCAUCCCGAGCUCAUUCCUCUUCAACGACACCCUGAAUAGCAGCCUUUCGGUCGAGCCGAACAAAACCUAUCUCCUGCGGAUCAUCAACAUCGGAGCCUUUGUGGCGCAGUAUUUCUACAUUGAAGAUCACACCUUCAAGAUCGUCGAGAUCGACGGGGUCUACACCGAACCCACGGAGGCGGAUACCCUCUACAUCGCCACGGCCCAGCGAUACGCAAUCCUGCUCACGACAAAGAACUCCACCGAAAAAAACUACCCCAUUGUCACCGUCGCGGAUUCGCAACUCCUGGACACGAUCCCCACGGAUCUUCAACUCAACAACACCAACUGGCUCGAGUACAACUCCAAAGCAGCGCACCCGCAAGCCGACAUCACCGUCGACCAAGCCUCCGACCUCGUUCCCUUCGACGACUUCACCCUAGUCCCCCACGACCACAAGGAACUUCUCACCGACCCGGGCCUCACGAUCAACCUCACCGUAACCAUGAACAACCUCAUCAACGGCAAAGGCUACGCCUUCCUCAACGACAUCUCCUACACCGCCCCCAAAGUGCCCACGCUCUACACCGUCCUCUCCUCGGGCGACCUGGCCACAAACGCAACCGUCUACGGCACCUUCACUCACCCCAUGGUCCUCGACCACAACGACGUCGUCGAAAUCGUGCUCAACAACCAGGACACGGGCUCCCACCCCUUCCAUCUCCACGGCCACAACUUCCAAGUCAUCAGCCGCGAACCCGGCUACGGCGCUCACUUCUACGACUACGUCGACACCGACCCCCUCCCCUACGAUCCCUCCAACCAUUCCGCCUUUCCUACUUACCCCGCCCGCCGGGAUACCCUCGUGCUCCCCCCCCAGGGCCACUUCGUCAUCCGCUUCGUAGCCGACAACCCAGGCGUGUGGAUCUUCCACUGCCACAUCGACUGGCACUUAUCCCAGGGUCUUGCCAUGGUCCUGGUCGAAGCGCCCCAGCAAAUGCAGGAACGGUUGUCCAUCCCGCAGGACCACCUCCAGGUGUGCCAGGCCGCCGGGAUCGCAACCAAGGGCAACGCCGCCGGCAACACGGAAGACUAUCUCGAUCUCGCCGGGCAGAAUGCACAGCCGGCAUUCCUGCCUGCUGGCUUUACGGCCCGCGGCAUCGUCGCCCUGGUGUUUUCGGUGAUGAGUGCCUUUGUUGGCAUGGGGUCGAUUGUAGUGUAUGGAUUGUCGGAUAUGAAGUUUGCGUCCAAGGCUCCACCGGUUAUGCCCGAGGAGGAGAGCCGGCCUGAGGAAGAUGAAAUUUAAAAUUAAAUGAUUUUUAUGUUAUUAUUGUUGUUGUUAUUACCACCGUUAUCUGGUACUACUACUACUACUACUACUACUACUACUAUACCAUUAGUACUAUUUCUAUUUCUAUACUAUUACGA
Molecule: messenger RNA, 2050 nt
Organism: Aspergillus ochraceoroseus IBT 24754
Lineage: Eukaryota; Fungi; Ascomycota; Eurotiomycetes; Eurotiales; Aspergillaceae
Product: multicopper oxidase
Exons: 1
Coding region: 78-1928 (616 amino acids)
Biological process (GO): cellular response to iron ion starvation; reductive iron assimilation
Cellular component (GO): high-affinity iron permease complex
Molecular function (GO): ferroxidase activity; copper ion binding
Source: RefSeq, a predicted model, not a curated record